CUGAUCCAUUCCCUUGUAAACCUGCGUCUUCUUAGUGUUGCGUUUCUUGAGUGUAGUUGAUUUAUUUUCUGCCCUCAUACUCGCCAUGUUUAAAGAAUUGUCGGUCCUCAUUUUACUAGGCGUAGUGUUCGCUGAUCAAAGACUCAGCUACGAGACACAUGUCGCUUGUACACUACCUGACGGUCGUGUAAUCGAGCAUGGUGAAAAGUUCGAGGACGGUUGUAAAGAUUGCAGAUGUGAUAAAGAUACGGUGGUGUGUAUUUCCGGAGCUCGUUGUGGAAACUGUGUGUAUGUAAAGGCUAACGGUCGAACAGCUACAGCUCAGCCCUCUGAGAUAUUCUGGGACGGAUGUAGGUGGUGCACGUGCGGAGACAGAGCCACUAGUGACUGCCACAUGUCAGGGUGCCCCUUUAAGUGUGCUUACAAGAACAGGGAUGGAAUAGACGGGUACGCUCAGUUCUUCCAAGUUUGGUACGAGGGCUGUCAUAGGUGCAUCUGCAGAAAGGGGUGGUCCUGGCAGAUUGGAAUGGGAUGGGCCGAGACUGAUUGCACGUACGACUGUGACCAGAACUGGCUCAGAUAAAUCUUCCGUUUAAAUGGACAAGAUAUUUAGAUGAUGGACGAUUAGAAAAGACAGACUGCUGAAUUUGUUUUAACGUUUACUGUGAAGGGUCUUGUAGAUUUCAAUAAAGCAAUAUAAGACCCGGUCUUGCUUUAUUGAAAUCUUGAUUUCUGCUAUGAUUAAAAAGGUCAAACAUUAUGUUUGUUGUUUAUAUGAGUUGCUAUUGAAAGAAUAUCGAUUCUUUCAGUUUUGUGAAAAAAUAUGAGAGUAAAAUUCAUAACGAAGCACUGAUGA
Molecule: messenger RNA, 856 nt
Organism: Bolinopsis microptera
Lineage: Eukaryota; Metazoa; Ctenophora; Tentaculata; Lobata; Bolinopsidae
Exons: 3
Coding region: 86-583 (165 amino acids)
Source: RefSeq, a predicted model, not a curated record